UUGUCGCAGUUGCUAUCUGAUAUCAUAAAGAUACGGAGUUUAAACUUAAAAUUUCACUACGGUUGACGAGAAGUAGUUUCGGUUUUUUGUUUUAUUUUAAAUAUUUAAAUUACAUCUGAAAGUUAAGUGAUUCAUCUUCGGGCGGUACUUUUAUAUUGAGAAUGUACAUGUACGAUCCACCGAAUAAGCAAACAUUUUCCUCAGUUGAAGAAUUCCAAGAAGCUUUCAAUUUGUUCGACAACCGUGGUGAUGGCAAAAUUCAAUUGAGUCAAGUUGGAGAAUGUUUACGCGCUCUGGGUCAAAAUCCAACUGAAUCGGACGUUAAAAAAUGCACACAUCAAUUAAAACCCGACGAACGGAUUUCCUUCGAAGUGUUUCUUCCGAUUUACCAGGCAAUCUCGAAGGCACGGUCUGGCGAUACAGCAGAUGACUUCAUCGAAGGCCUACGACAUUUCGAUAAGGAUGCAAGCGGCUUCAUAUCGUCAGCUGAACUACGACAUCUCUUGACCACGCUGGGUGAAAAACUGACCGACGAUGAGGUUGAGCAAUUGCUUGUUAAUCAGGAAGAUUCGCAAGGAAAUGUUAAUUACGAGGAAUUCGUUCGAAUGGUUAUGAGUGGUUGAAUGAGAAUGAGAUGAACAAAUUCAAUUACUAACAAUUCUAUUUAGAUUAGUAUUUAUAAAUGGAGUCCAUCUCAUCCAUUUUCCAUCGAAAGCUCAACCAUCUGUUGUAACUGCCCUAAACAAAUUGCCAAUGGGAAAUCAAUGGAACUUAAGGCAAAUUUAAAAAUAAUAUAGCAACAAUAAUUAUUUUAUUUAGAGCAACCGUUGCAGAUAUAAAUUAUUAACACAAAACGAAAUUUUUUUUAUUAUUAAA
Hermetia illucens (black soldier fly) is the source of this 876-nucleotide messenger RNA. RefSeq names its product myosin-2 essential light chain (gene Mlc-c). NCBI's taxonomy places the organism in Eukaryota, Metazoa, Arthropoda, Insecta, Diptera, Stratiomyidae. Gene Ontology annotation, molecular function: myosin heavy chain binding; calcium ion binding. The coding region runs from base 162 to 623 and encodes 153 amino acids. The transcript has 2 exons. The record is from RefSeq and is a predicted model, not a curated record. Gene Ontology annotation, cellular component: myosin II complex.